CCGUUGGUGGCAUACAUUUCGGAGGUGAUACCAUGCACCGUCCUCAUUCACUUUCUCAUCUUCUCAGGGAAAGGACCAGGUCGCAACCAAGUUCCAACUUCCAACCAAGACCGCAAUGGUCUAGAUCGUAAAAAGGAUAAAAUCCUUUAAGGGUACGCGUAUAAUUCAUUAUUUAUAUAAUCCAAGGUAUAUGGCAGUUCUUUGAAUGAAAAGAAAUUAUAAUAAGACUUACGAUUGGCAGUAAGUUGUGUUGUACUGUAAGAAAAGGCAACCGACAUCGGCUGACUUUCGUUGUUUACAAUCGUCAUCCAAGAUUCCCAGCUGAUCACUGAGGAUUGAGGAACUGAACUACGUAUGAUCACCGUCAGUGCCUACAGUGUUCUAGUUAAUACCAGUGUCUCCGUUGAUAUUGCGCGAUGCUUAGACCUUUGUGACGUCGUUAGAAUUAACGGGAAAAAUGGAACCUGACAGUGAUAAGUUCUGGUAUGUGUACAGCUCGGACCUCGAUGUUGAUAUUCAAAUCAAGAUUGGUACUUUAGAUGGGAAACGAGAGAAACCCAAUUAUAAGUCCCUCCUCGAGGAUCCGAUGCUGAAGUACUCUGGCCUUUAUCAACCGGGAUGUUCUGAUUUGUAUGUGUCUUGCCAAGUCUACUCCGAUGGCCGUGAAUUAACACUGCCAGUGCGUACUUCCUACAAGUCUUUUUCAGCUCGAUGGAACUGGAAUGAAUGGUUAACUCUACCUCUAAGAUUUAGUGAUCUGCCAAGGAACGCGGUGUUGGCUUUAACAAUAUAUGAUACUUACGGCCCCCGCCGAAAUGAGCCAAUUGGUGGCACCACAAUAUCGUUCUUUGGAAAGCAUGGAGUAUUUCGGCAGGGCCUACAUGAUCUACGUGUGUGGCCUGGCCAAGUGGCUCACCCAAUUCACACUCCAGGCAAGGGACAAGAUCACGGUAAAGAUCAAAUGCAGAGACUUGCAAAGCUUGCAAAAAAGCAUCGGAAUGGACACAUCAUGAAAGUUGAUUGGUUAGAUCGCCUAACAUUUCGGGAAAUUGAACUCAUUAAUGAACAAGAAAAAAGAUCUUCAAAUUCAAUGUAUUUAAUGGUCGAGUUUCCAAGGGUUGAGCAUGAGGGAGUUAUAUAUUCAAUUGUAUGGUGGGAAAGUGGUGGGAAUAUGGUGUAUGACCAUCGCACAAGUGGGAAUAUUGUUAGAAUGCCUGACCCAGAAAUUCCAUUAGAAAAUCUCCAAGAAGCAAAGCACCACAAACUUGCAAGAUCAAAUCGUUCUGGUGUAACAGAUCGAGACUUGAAGCCCAACUCAGCAAUUAGAGAUAUCUUGAAUACUAUCAUGUCUUAUCCCCCAAUAAAACAAUUAUCAAAUGAUGACCAAGACACAGUCUGGAAAUAUCGUUUUUACUUGAGCUCUCAGAAGAAAGCCCUAACAAAAUUUUUAAAGUGUGUCAACUGGAAACUACCAGGAGAGACAAAGCAAGCAAUUGAACUUCUUAGUCGUUGGGCUCCGCCUGAUGCUGAUGAUGCUCUUGAACUUUUAGGACCUGGCUUUACCCACCCUGAUGUUCGCCGUUAUGCUGUCGAACGCCUCAGUCUUGCAGCUGACGAGGAUCUCUUGCUGUAUCUACUUCAGCUUGUUCAGGCUUUAAAAUAUGAGGCUCUAGAAGGAGUCAACAUGAGCUUAUGUGAUGUUUCUCAUUAUUCAUCUGCUAGUGACACUAGUGCAGAUACUUGUGGUACCGGGGGUACAUCAUCAGAAGCCCCUGCACAAGAGAUGAUUGAUUCUCCAGAACCUGCUGGAGGAGAAUUGACACAGUCAAUAUCCUCUUCUUCAUUGGAAGAGAGUGAGGCAGCAACUAUUCAACGUUCACCAACAUCAUCAUUUAACGCUGAGGUAGAGACCUCAGGUCAGUUUGUAUCAGAGCCCAUGUGUGAGUUACUGCCUGAAUUAGCAGAAGAAACUGAUACAAAUCUUGAUCUGGCAUCUUUUCUGAUACAUCGUGCUACAAAGAAUCCAACCUUAGCUAAUUACUUGUAUUGGUAUUUACUGGUGGAAUGUGAAGAACAUGAACCUGGCCUUAAACAUGAUACAAAGGUUCGUGAAAUGUAUCUCUGGGUCUUGAGAAGGUUCAAGUUAGCUCUUCAACAAGGGUGCCGAGAAGCUAGAGCAUCUCGCCAGUCAUUAAUGAGGCAGCAUCACUUCAUGGAUCAGUUGGUUGCAUUAGUCAAGUGUGUAGCCAAGGAGAGCAGUAAUCGCAUGAGACGGAUAGAAAAACUCCAAUGUUUACUGGCGGAUCCUGAGGCAUUUAAGACUAAUUUUGCCAACUUUGAACCUCUCGCAUUACCACUGGAUCCCGAGGUGAUCGUAACAGGGAUAAUACCAGACCGGGCAUCUCUGUUCAAAUCUGCCCUUGAACCCUGUCGUUUAACUUUCAAAACUGUAACAAACGAAGAAUAUGUUGCAAUUUUUAAGCAUGGAGACGAUUUGCGUCAGGAUCAACUCAUUAUUCAAAUGAUAACACUAAUGGACAAAGUUCUGCGCAGAGAAAACCUAGAUCUUAAACUUACACCAUACAAGGUGUUGGCAACAAGCAGUAAGCAUGGAUUUGUACAGUUUGUUGAAUCGACUGCUGUUGCUGAGGUGUUGAGAGCAGAGGGAAGUAUUCUUCAGUUUUUCCGAAAACACUCUCCUUCAGAAAAUGGGCCUUGUGGUAUUGCUCCUGAAGUUAUGGAUACUUACAUUAAAUCCUGUGCUGGUUACUGUGUUAUAACAUAUCUUCUUGGUAUUGGUGAUAGACAUUUAGAUAAUCUUCUUUUAACAAAAAGAGGGAAUCUCUUCCAUAUUGACUUUGGUUAUAUUUUGGGAAGAGAUCCUAAGCCGCUUCCUCCACCCAUGAAACUGAGUAAAGAGAUGGUUGAGGGAAUGGGAGGAGCCCAGUCAGAACAUUACCAUGAAUUUCGUAAGCUUUGUUACACUUCGUUCCAUCAGCUUCGUCGUCAUGCAAACUUAAUACUCAAUUUGUUUUCAUUGAUGGUUGAUGCCAAUGUGCCAGAUAUUGCUCUUGAGCCUGAUAAGACUGUGAAAAAAGUAGAGGAUAAAUUCCGUUUAGAUUUGAGUGAUGAAGAAGCAGUGAGCUACAUGCAGGGACUAAUUGAUGACUCUGUAAAUGCAGUAGUAGCUGCCAUGGUAGAACAGUUGCACAAAAUUGCUCAGUACAUACGUAAAUAGGACCAAAGAUUAUUGCUAGUCCUAAUAAUUGAUAGUAACGCUUACUGUCAAUGAAUAAUUACAAGUACUACUAAGUGAUAUCUGUCCAUUAUGUGGCUGAUGUAAACUUUUGAUACUGUACCAUAUAUUGUGAUGUAAGAAUAGAUACUUUUUAAAUGAGACCUGGUUGACAAUUUAUGUAUUGUAUAAACUGUGAUUAUUAAUGCUUGAUAUUUAUACUAACUAUUUGAAGAUCACAAUAUGCCAUCCUUACUUUUGCUAAGGUUGCUAUUCAUUAUUUGUUUGUUGAAUUUCAAGUGAUUCAGUGACUUAUUUGCUCCUAUCAUUAUUUUUAAUAUAUUAAUAUGAAAGCUGAA
This is a messenger RNA of Macrobrachium nipponense, 3594 nucleotides long. RefSeq names its product phosphatidylinositol 3-kinase catalytic subunit type 3-like (gene Pi3K59F). The coding region runs from base 458 to 3238 and encodes 926 amino acids. Gene Ontology annotation, biological process: phosphatidylinositol-3-phosphate biosynthetic process; autophagy of peroxisome; phosphatidylinositol-mediated signaling. The record is from RefSeq and is a predicted model, not a curated record. Lineage: Eukaryota; Metazoa; Arthropoda; Malacostraca; Decapoda; Palaemonidae. Gene Ontology annotation, molecular function: 1-phosphatidylinositol-3-kinase activity. Gene Ontology annotation, cellular component: phosphatidylinositol 3-kinase complex, class III, type I; endosome; membrane. The transcript has 7 exons.